Molecule: messenger RNA, 1122 nt
Organism: Loa loa (African eye worm)
Lineage: Eukaryota; Metazoa; Nematoda; Chromadorea; Rhabditida; Onchocercidae
Exons: 3
Coding region: 67-819 (250 amino acids)
Biological process (GO): protein import into peroxisome matrix
Cellular component (GO): peroxisomal membrane
Molecular function (GO): zinc ion binding
Source: RefSeq, a predicted model, not a curated record
UUCUAGAUAUAGGUGCACUCAGAAAAUAUUCGAUAACGAUUCGAUGAUAAAUAGUCACUAGCCCUGAUGGAAGUUACAACAAGAGUUGCCAGUCUUGACCAUCACAGGAUGAACCAGGCCAUACGUCAAGCGGCGGAAAAUGGCUUCAAGGAAUGGAAAAGUAAAUUUCCAUUACCAGUUGCUAUCAAAUUGGAAAAAAUCCAGAAUGAAGCUCUUUUAGUUAUCGAUACCCUUGUAUGGUUUAACCGGCUAAAGAGCGGAUGCAACUUGGACCAGCUAUCUAAAUGGCAACCACUUCUUCAUUUUAUACUUUCGAUCCUGGUACCUUACAUCCAAAACCGUUUGCUUUCUUCAUCUAACCACAACAUCAGAUGGAUAUAUAAGGUGGCUGCCAUUUGUCGUUUAGCAGAUCUUUUACAGCUGUUGCAUUUUUAUCAUAAAGGUGGUUAUCAGAACCUUACGGAAAAAAUCACGCGCUUGAAAGUGGCACCGAGGGAAAAACUUGGUCUAUUGGAUUUUGAAGCACUCAAUCGGAAGCUUAUGUGGUGUGUAUUUCGAGAUCUUAUGGUUCUUUUGAUUUCACUCAGGAAUUGUUUUUGGGGGCUGACAGGAUAUAAAAGGGAUGAGGAACACGCAAAUCUAUUAAAAGCGGUAUGCACACAAUGCCAACAGAGAGUUGUGAUACCGGUGAAGAAUGUUACCUGUGGACAUAUUUCCUGCUAUACAUGUUAUCACACCGAACCGUUUUGUGCAGUAUGUGGAAGCAUUACGAAAUCAAAUUGUUUCUGUUUUCUACAACUGUCGAACCAAAAUUUGUAAAAUGUGAACGUUAAUGCAACAUAGCCUGAAACAUUAUUUCGUUACUUUCCUAACUCAGCAUACUGAACAGAUGCUGUGCCUCAUAACUGUUUUCAUAAGAUACAGCGUUCCUGUGUGAUUCGUUUAUACAGAUGGUCCUAUCCUCCGAUGGAUGAAUGAAGUUUACCAAUAUUCCACUAAACUUGAUCACAGUUUAUGACUUCAUAUUAAUCAUUGUGAAUCAUUAUAGGUAAUAAAUGUGAAAGGAUGUUAGGAGAGGGUAUGGGAGGGUGUUGCAGGUAAUCUGCGUUAGGGAGAUGUGGG